Messenger RNA from Ylistrum balloti, 707 nucleotides. Its product is annotated as protein canopy 4-like. Bases 24 to 707 code for a protein of 227 amino acids. The record is from RefSeq and is a predicted model, not a curated record. Gene Ontology annotation, cellular component: endomembrane system. Lineage: Eukaryota; Metazoa; Mollusca; Bivalvia; Pectinida; Pectinidae. The transcript is spliced from 6 exons. Gene Ontology annotation, molecular function: signaling receptor binding.
UGCCAUGUGGAUUAGCUGUCAAGAUGCAGUACAUUCGUGUAUUCACAUUUAUGUGCAUGUUAGUUUCGCUAUGCACACUAUCUGUUGCCGAAGAUGACGAAGAUCCUGUGAAAAAAGCAACUUUAUGCGAAGUUUGUAAAUUCUUAGCCACUGAGCUAAAUGCUAGACUUGAAGAGACAGGCAAAUCGAAAGCAGUGUUAGAAACUGGUCAUGGCUUCGACAAAAAGAAGAAGAGAGUUCAGUAUCAGAAAUCGGAAUUGAGACUGAUAGAAGCCCUUCAUGAGCCUCACAUAUGUGAACAAAUCCUGAAGUACAAGGUCCACAAGGAGAAGAAAGGCUCGCUGAGAUUUGACAAAAGAGAGAGUGAAACUAUGCAGACUUUACAUGGUUUAGUAAAUAAGGGAGUGAAGGUGGAUCUGGGUAUUCCUCAGGAGAUGUGGGAUUCACCCUCUGCUGAGGUCACUGAUAUGCAGAGAAAGUGUUUCCAAAUGGUAGAAGACCAUGAGGAGGACAUAGAAGACUGGUACUUUCAUAACCAACAACGAGAUAUCAUGGAGUACCUGUGUGCUGAUCUCGUGCUCCGGAAGGGUAACAAAGAGUGCCUUUAUGAACAUACUGAUCCAGAGCUAGAGGAUGCCCAAAACUCCGAGGACAUGGAUCAUACACAAGUGUAUAUAAAACUGGAACUAAAACUCUUGGAAAAAUAA